Melanotaenia boesemani (Boeseman's rainbowfish) is the source of this 1596-nucleotide messenger RNA. It is a transcript of the gene ubxn2a, whose product is annotated as UBX domain protein 2A. NCBI's taxonomy places the organism in Eukaryota, Metazoa, Chordata, Actinopteri, Atheriniformes, Melanotaeniidae. Gene Ontology annotation, molecular function: ubiquitin binding. The transcript is spliced from 7 exons. Gene Ontology annotation, biological process: Golgi organization; autophagosome assembly; nuclear membrane reassembly. The record is from RefSeq and is a predicted model, not a curated record. The coding region runs from base 126 to 875 and encodes 249 amino acids. Gene Ontology annotation, cellular component: nucleus; cytosol.
CUUACGGCACUGUUACGUCACACCUCUUGCUCAGCAGAAGAGCCGCUGCCCGAAAACUUAUGACUGCAGAUGUGCAGCCCAGGAUUAACCGACAAAACGCGGACUGAUGGAUCAUACAGAGCGUCAUGAAAGAGUUUGACGCUGUGGGGGGUGAGAAAGAUGAACAGUGGGCUGUGAGUGAGGACAAUGAAGAGGAGGCUCCAAUGAGUCGCAGUUUUUCGGUUGAAGACCUCCUUGAUGAGGUGGAGAAGAUCUGUUAUGAUGCUUCAGGCACGUCAAAGGUGGAGAUGGUGGUGAGGCUGUGGAAGGAUGGCUUCACUGUAAAUGAUGGGGAGUUUCGCAGCUACUCUGUACCAGCAAAUCAAGAUUUCCUGGAGGCCAUAAAGAGAGGGGAGCUUCCAGCAGAGUGGGAGAGCAGAGCAGAAGAGGAGGAGCUGGAGAUCAGUGUGGAGGAUCUUAAGGAGGAAAAUUACGUUCCCAAAAAGAAGACUUUUCAUCCUUUCAGUGGUCGAGGAUACCGACUUGGCAGUGUUGCUCCCAGAGUUGUGGCCAGGUCACCAUCUGUGCACGAGGAUGGAGAAUCUCCUCCUAUUCCCAUGGUAACACUAGACCACGCCCUUCCUGUUACCUCCCUGCAGAUCUGGUUGGCUGAUGGCAGGAGACUGGUGCAGAGGUUUAACCUAUCACAUCGUAUCACUGAUGUUCAAGAUUUUGUGGCACGCUGCCAGAGGAGCUGCCCACCUUUCACCCUGACGACUUCACUCCCUUUCCGAGAGCUUAACGACAAAGAAUUGAGUUUAGAAGAGGCAGAUUUGGCCAAUGCUGUCAUUAUCCAGAGACCCCUGAACACACAGGCUCCUUUUGGACACUCCUGACCAACAGGGCCCCAUAAUCCAACCUAGCAUGUGACUCCCUCACCCACCCCUCUUCCUUCCACUGACACAUCGCUAUCCUCCUAAUAGCAACCUCAGAAUAUUUAUUUCUCUACCCUCCAGUUGGUACUGCAUUUGAUGAUUCUUAUUCCCCUCUGUGGUGUCUUUGUGGGGGUAGCUCGCCAGAUUAUUCACAAAGGUGCAGCUGAGGAGGCGUUGACAGUGAUUGCUUGGUGUUCUCACUCUGGAGGAGUCACCUGCCAACAGGUCUGCCUUUAACCCGCAAACUGCAAAAAAUAAAUAAAUAAAUAAAUAAAAAUGACAUCAUCCAACAGAUGAUCAACUCUGUGUGCUCAUUUGUUUUAAUCUGCAACAUCUAAGCUCCUCCUCCGCUUCACCUCACAGCCACAGUCCCACAUCCAUCCACAACAAAGUCUCUGAAGUCUUCCCAAAGUGCAAUCACUACUUUCUGUUAUAUGCACUUCUAUACAGGACUGAUGGGUUAAGUUUACAGUUGUACACUAAUGAUUAUAUUAUGUUUUGUUUGCAUAUUAUCUCCAUAAAGAAGUUAUUUAUCUUGGUUUGUUUUUUUUUUCUUUCUUUUGGGAUCCGUUGGGUUUUUAUUUGAUGUGUUUCCUGUUAAUAUUUCCCUUUGUUUUAUGUAUGAGUAGGAAAACAUAUCACAAAUCAAAACUAUGAUAAUAAAAAUUCUCCUCAAGGUUGA